Molecule: messenger RNA, 2234 nt
Organism: Prorocentrum cordatum
Lineage: Eukaryota; Dinophyceae; Prorocentrales; Prorocentraceae
Source: the annotation of a GenBank genome assembly
UUUUGACUCAAGCCCAAGCCGCCCUCGGAGCCAUGCUGCCGGAGCCAGCCGCUUCCUGGCUGCCGCCCCUGCUGGGCCCGCGCGCGGUCCCGCCCGCCGCCGACAUUCACGAACUCUUCGUCGAGCAGGCCGCUGGGAGCCCGCUGCGCCUGGCGGUCGAGACGGAGCCCCUGGAGGACGGCCAGCGGGAGCCGGAGGAAGAGGCCGAAGAUUCCCUCGACGAGUGCGCCCUCAGCUUCGCCACGCUGCGGGAGCGGGCCUGGGCGCUCGCAGCGGAGAUCCGGACGAGGGCCGCAGGAGGCGAGGCCGUCGGCGCGGCCUUUGUGGCCAUCUGCCUGCAGCGGACGCCCGCCCUCGUCGUGGCGAUGCUGGGCGUGCUGGCGGCCGGCCGGGCCUACGUGCCCCUGGAGCCCACGCACCCCGGGGCGCGGCUGCGCUUCGUGCUGGAGGACUCGGGGGCCCCUCUGCUGGUCACCUGCUGGUGCGCCCGGCGCCGCGGCCUGCUCCCUGAGGGCCGCUUGGUGCGGGUGACUGCCGUUGGGGGCCGCGUGCUCUCCGCUCGGCGGGGCGGCGGCGCGAGCGCGCCGACCACGCUCGACGCCUGCCGGGGCUCCGCGGCGCCCUCGGCCGCGCGGGGCCCCACCGACGCCGCGCAGCUCCAGAGGCCCGCGUACCUCAUGUACACUUCGGGGAGCACCGGCGUGCCCAAGGGGGUCGUGGUGCCGAGGCGGGGGGUCCUCAACGUGCUCCACGCCUUCAAUGACGCAGUCCGCGGGGGCGCACCCCCGCCCGCAGGGAGGGAUGGUCAGCCGCUGGAGAUUCUGCUCGCUGUGACGACCUACUGCUUCGACAUCUCCGUGCUGGAGAUCUUCUGGCCCCUCUGCUUCGGCUUCACCCUCUUCCUCGCCGGCGCCGGCACGUCCAGGAGCGGCCCCCGCCUCCUCGCACUGGUGCGGCGGCUGCAGCCGCGAGUGCUGCAGGGCACUCCCGCGACGUGGCGCUCCCUCGUCAGCGCAGGCUGGUGUGGCCAGGGCCAGAUGGCCGCCAUCUGCGGCGGUGAGGCUUUCCCCCCCGCGCUCGCGGAGCCGCUGGCCGGCCGCGCUGGCGGCGGCGUCUGGAACGCGUAUGGCCCCACGGAGGCGACGAUCUGGGCCACGACCCACGCCCUGCCGGCGCCCCCAGGUCUGGCGGAGCUCCGCAGCGUGCCCAUUGGCAGGCCGUUGUCCAACACGGAGCUGCUCGCCGUGGAGGCUGGCGGCGCCGAGGGGGAGCUCUUCAUCGGCGGCGCCGGCGUGGCGCUCGGCUACCACCGGCGGCCCGAGCUCUCCGCGGAGCGCUUCCUGCCGCGCGGUGCGCUGCCCGGAGGUGGGCCUGUCGCGGCGCCUUCUGGCUGCGCCGCCGGCGCUGGCAUGUUCUACCGGACGGGCGACUUGGUGCGGCUGCUGCUCUGCGGGGCGUUGGAGUUCUUGGGCCGCAUGGACCAGCAGGUCAAGUUCCGGGGCUUCCGCGUGGAGCUCGGCGAGAUCGAGGCGGUGUUGGAGCAGCACCCGAGGGUUGCGAGCGCCGCGGCGGCGCUCGUCGUCGGCGACGCGUCCGUCGGCAGAAGCAGCGACGAGAGCGCAUCCCUCACAGCGUUCGUGGUGCUCCGCCGCGAGGAGGAACACCCGCGGGGGCAAGGCGCGUCGGGCCCGCAGGCCGCCGACAGUGGCGUCGGAGGCAGGGGCGGUCCAGUGCGCGGGGUGUUCCCUGCAACCCAGCCGGGGCUCCGGUCUCAUGCUGCCUCGACGUUGCCGGCGUACAUGGUUCCCCGGCACGUCGUCUUCUUGCCCAGCUUGCCGCUGACGGCCUCAGGGAAGGUGGACCGCGGCGCGCUGGCAGCGGCCAGGGCCGCUGCCAGCGCGGAGGCAGGCCGGAAGGAAAGCGGCCCCGCGCCCGGCGCCGUGCUUCGCGAGCUGGCGGCCAGCCCCGUGGCGCGCCUGUCCGCGCUGGUGGCCGCUGCCACAGGCGUGGACGUGGUCGGGCAGGCUGCCGGGGACCCAGACGUGGAGCUGGCGGCGCUGGGCGUGGAUUCCAUGAGCGCGGUGCGGCUCGCGGAGGCCGUGUCGGCGGAGCUGCUCGGCGGGCGAGAGGUCCCUCUGGAGCUCCUGCUGUCGGAGAUGACCCUCUCUGGGCUCGCGCGCUUCGUGGAGAGCUGCGGCGGCGAGGACCGGCGCGCCGAGGGCCCCGCGCGCGGA